Pocillopora meandrina is the source of this 18897-nucleotide messenger RNA. The record is from the annotation of a GenBank genome assembly. NCBI's taxonomy places the organism in Eukaryota, Metazoa, Cnidaria, Anthozoa, Scleractinia, Pocilloporidae.
CUGCGGUCGACUGUCAUGAGGUGAUUGCCUUCUUGCCUUCUUCUGUUGUUUACGUCUGUCUUGAGGCCUAAAAUUGCAUAGCUUUGGACACGAUUUCUUUCUUGGCGACUUGUGCAAGCAUUUUUCCUCACUUUGGUGUAUCAGAACGGUUCAAAAAGGCAAAAACCAUAAUCAGGGGACUUUAAAGCAUGACUACGUAAAGUUGAUUUGUCUUGGCAAACUCGUCAGUUUCUCAGUAGGCUGCAGCAUUGGCAAAUACGCCGUAUAAAUUCAGACUAACCCAAGACCAAUUGGUUAUAAUAGGAAUGAAUAAUGAACAUUGCCCAACUACUAACAUCAAGUACAGAUAACAUAGAAGACAAUGAGUUCUCAUAUUCUCGAGUGCAUCAUUUGUUGACUUCCAAGGCAAGGCCACCGCAGUCUGUAAACAAUAGCGGAAACAAUUCUCACAGCUUCACUAAUUCAAAGUUUGUGGUGAGUAUCUUUCUUUUUGCAGCCCUAGCCGAGGAAAGUAAAUUUGAAUUUGUUCAGGUGCUGAAGCUUUUUAAAUUUUAUUCACAAAAUUAGACCUACAAAACUCUGCUGACGUAGAUAACAUUAUAGUCUUCUUAUCUCGCAGAUAAAAAAAAUUAACCGUUUUGCAUUGCAACAAUGAAGUGGGUACUGAUCUUUUCUCUGAUUUACUUUUGCAGGACCCAUUUUGUCCUUCAUAUAGUAACAUGGGUAUCGAAAUCAGGAAUUUGCAGAAGGCUCUCAAUUUUCCUUCAGAUACUCUGUCUAAAACCAGCACUCUGACUACAAAUCUCUGGAGUAACCAAAAUAGAACUUGUCAGGUGUUCUUAACAGAUAGUGGGUACUCAUCAAAGGCUGAUGGUCAAGGCAAUGAAGAUCUAACACAAAGUGUUUUAUCCUCUAGUGAUAAAAUUAGUGGAGCUCAAGGUCCAGCUACUUUCUGUUUGGAAAACUUUUGUGACUCAAAAAUUAACUCAAAUACUGACCACUUUGACUGUAGGGGGCAUCACCUGAAUUCCACCAACUUGUUUGAAAAAAGCUUGAACACAAAGACUCACCGGUUUGACUCUAGGGGACAUCACCUGAAUUCCAACAACUUGUUUGAAAAAAGCUUGAAGAGUUCACUGGAUGAUAGUGAGACAAAGAGAAUUUUGUUAUUGGAAAAGCUCAGGGAAGCUCACCUUACAAUUCAGGUAAAUGCCAUCUCAAUCAUUACUAUAUGUAUUGCAAAGGAAAGUUACUGGGAAGCUGAGGAUUUUUCUAGGUAGUUGCUGUGUAUACCAUUUUAAUGAAUAAAUGUGUAUAAUGUGCAUGCCAAACCAUAAGUAUGGUUCUUGCCCAUUUUUGUCUCCCUUGUUAGUAGUUUAAAUGUACUCGUAAUGAGUAGUUUUCUAUGAGCCCAGGAUAUUUGCUUAUUUAAACUGAAACACUGCAAUAUCCCCUCAUUUAAAAGCAAAAAAAAGAGUGAUCACCCAAUGAUGUUUGACGAGUAACUAUCAUUUCAGCCUGUUGUCUCAGGCAGUUUUAUCUUGAAAAAGUAAGAGGUUUUUUCAAGGCUUUCAGCUUAUUACUAUUAACACAAUAGCGUUAUUACACAGAAAUCUUAGAAUAUCACUUUUACCAGUAAUUUCAUUUUCACACAGUCAUGUAAACUUAGAUUCACACACCCUAUUCAAGGCUGAGAUGUGUUAAAAAUUUUUUAAUGCAGAGCUUCUUAAACAUUUUAACUACAUUACUUUGUACAACUGUAGGUCAAUUUUUAUUGAUGUAAAGUCAAUAACUUUGUUCUCAUUAAUAGACCCAAGCAGAAAAACUGGCAGGAACAGAAAGUGAGAUCUGCCUUUUACGUGGUCAGCUUAAAAGCAUAGCAAUUCAACAGGAGGUGUGACUUCAUGUUACUCUGUAACAUUCAACUAGUAUGGUUUUUUAUUCUCAAAUGCAUUUCAAUUAUUCUGUUGCUCUUACAGUCCCUUUGUGGUUUUCCCAACCAGUAAGGCCAGGUAUUAUAUAUCAUGUGGAUUUCUCACAGGUAGUCGCAAAUCUCUGUGAGUUGUGAAUGGUGGGUAUGGUGUACUUCCUGGAAAAAUGGCUGCCCCAGAAUAACCAACUCCCUUAAUUAAGGUUGUAUUUGGAACAGCAAAGUUAAUAAGUGCAACCCAAAAAUCAGUAGGUCUUGCAACCCUAUUAUUGCGCUUAUUUGGAAAAUUCUUUCACAAGCUGCAAUCCCUUAUACAUUAGGUACCUUGAGGAAACCAGAUAUAAAUUCUUUCAAAUGUGCAGAUUAAGACAGAGAAGAGGAGUAUAGCCCCUCCUGCUAGACUUAGGUUGACAAUGGGUCAGUAUCUCUACAUUAUGUCGUAACAGACAAGAGUCCUUUUCUCUGUUAACUUUCCCAGGGACUGCAGGAAGAGAUAGAUUGUUUAACCAUGGAAAAGAAGACCCUUGAGUUUUUCAAAUCAGAGAGCUUAAAAAAUCAUGAGGCAUUUCUGAUAAGGUUUGUACUACUCAUAACCAAAUAGUGUUUACAAAAAAUACAUGUAGUCCAUGUUUCAAGUGUGCAAAGCUGUUUAAAUUAAAAGAAAUUGCAAGUGAAGUCUUGAGAAAGUUGCUUAUUUUGGUUGCUUCAUUAAAUAUACAGUCACUAACAUUGAAAAUGGAAAAUACUUUCAAUCCUCUCCUGUGAUUUUUGUUGGAAAAGUAUGGACAUCUUUUGCCAAGUUAGCUCAUGAUGAGAAGGAUUUGCUGGAAGUAAUUCUGAUAUUGACAAACAUUUUGUCUUAUUCUUUCAUACCACCCCAGAGUGAAUGAUUUAGAGAGGGAAUUGAAUGUUUUGACUGCAACUCACAAAACCUUGCAAGAUGAGGCUAAAAAGAAAGGAACUGGUUUACAGAAAGCAAAUAGUUAUGCUACCUUAAAGGAAGAAAAUGACAAACUCCAAAAGGUGCACCCAUCCUCUCUGUCUUUCUCUUUUGUUAGUGUAUGUCUAUCUCUCUGUCUGUGUCUGUCAAUUGAUAUUUAGUAAUUAAUAUUAACAUUUUUAACAUCUAGUAGUUAUAUGUAAAAGUUUUUGCUGUGAAGGGCUGUCAAAUGAGUAAUAAUUAUUCUUACAAUCUGAUUGGUGGCUGAGGGAAGGUAGUUUGAGUGGAAUUGAAGGUACAGCCAUAAAACUUGGCAGGAGAGUCUAGUUGACUUAGGCAACAAUAUUUGCGCUGGAUCAAAGCGAAGGAAAAUACAUUCUCAAUCAAAGUCAAUUUUCAAUUGGAUUUGCUUAGAAUAAAACUUCUCUAUCAAAACUGGGAAAAUUCUUUUACAACAUUAAAACAUUCAGCCAUUCAAAACCUAUACUUACAUCAUUAUGGAAAACUUAUGAUUGAUCAUUUCAAGGUCAUUCAAACCAAGUCUCAGCUUCAUUGCAAUUGAACGAUUAUUGACGGUUAAUGUGUAGUAAUAGCAGCUGUAACUGAGCUUUGUUACUAAUGGUAUAUAUAUAAAAAAACUUUCUGUGGGACAUUAUAUGUGAGUAGAACCACGUGAUACUGUGAUGUAUAGUCUUUUAAACAUGAAUUAAUUAAUACAUGUAUGCUGUAUCUUUGAGAUAGAUACAGUGUAAUCUCAUUUAUAAAUGUAAAUUUAAAGUGUACUCAACAUAGUAGUCAUAGGUAUAAUUAUGUAAUAUUUUUUACAUAAGUUAAGUGUAAGAAUUAUAUGAUUUAAUUUUUGUAGGAUUAUAAAAAACUUUUACAAGAACAUGCAUCCAUUAAACUUCAAUUGUCAGAAAGAAUUAAAAAUGCCAGAGAGGCAAAGAACAAACAGCAUCAACUCAAACAGGAAAUUAUACAGCUGAGAAUGGUAAAUAUAUUUGGUGGUUUUUUCUUUUUGGUUAGUUUUACUGCAUUGUUGACUAGGUCAGGGUAGUCUAAUAAGACCUGCUAGUCAUAGAGCAAAACUUUUUAUAAUAAUAAAUUAAGUUACACUCAAAAGUGUGAUGAUGUGUGUUCCUGGAUAUGCAGACAUAUGCUUGCUCAAGUUUUCUUUAAUGGCUGGCAUCGUGAGGUGUCAACAGCUAAAUUUAACACCUCUUCACCCUGCAGACAAUGCUCCACUCCCAUCAGUGUUGAGUUUUUUUCAGUAUAUUUUCAUACCAGGAUAAUAAAUGUGCCCAUGAACAUAUUAUAAUUUGUUUGAAGCUACUAUGUUAUAAAGUUUUUAAGAUCAAUUAAUAUGUUACAACUUUUUACCCUUACAUGGCCAAAUGGCAGAAAUGGUGUCACUAAGAAUUUGUGUUUUAGAAUUUUAGAAUUCCAGCCCAACGCAUGUUGGGCUGGAAUUCUAAAAUUCUUAAGGCUUUGGAUCACUCAUUUCAGUCUCUAGCCCUGAUAUACAAAAUAGUUUGUUAAUUUGUUUAAAUGUUGUACUACUAAAAUGCUUUUAUGUGUAUGCUAUUUGAAGGAAAGAGACUUACAAUGUGGAAAAGUGAGUAUUCUUGAGGAGGAGAUCCUAAAUCAGCAGCAAAACCAUAACAACAUGAUUAAGGAACAGGAAAGACUGAUGAAAGAUAAAGCAGAGCAGGACCAGAAAAUUCAAAGGGAAAUUCAUGAUAGACUUUGCUUGAAAAUGGUAAAGGGUAACUGUUAAGUGUAAAUUAUCACAUGAUUUUGAGUGCAAUAGUCCAUUUUACAGUUGUGUGCUUGGUUGCCAAGCCUUUGAACAGGAGUGAGGCUAAGGGUGACCUUGUUAUGUUACAAACCUUGCUGCUUUUGAAAUGCAAAUUAAUUUGUUAUCAUGCUAACUAGAUUCUGGUCUCUAACACAACAAGGUCACCUUCAGCCUCACUCCAAAUCAAAGGCUUGGCAACUAAGUACACAACUGUAAAAUGGCCUAUUUGGUAUAAAUCAGCACAAGUAAAUUUUUCAAAGGCAAAAGGGAAAAACAAGGUUCAGUAGCUUUUAGUUUGCUCCAAGAUAACAAGGUUAGUAACAUAUUUAUUACAUUCUUGGGGUCAAAUAGAUGGGAAAGAUUUCAGUUCAAAACAAUUUUUGAAUUCAGCAGGCCAGACACAGGGAAAUGGGACCUGCCAAAUUUACUAAUCAUUAUUUACAAACUAAUUUAGAGAUGUAUGUAACACCAGGUUCAUGAAGACUUUUGAAGAGCCAAAGGUCACUUGUCAACAACUUGUCGUGCUGAACUCUGUGUGUGGGAAAUGCUUACUGAUCAAAUAAGACCAGAGAUAACAGAAAAUCAGCUGUGAUUAAUGAUGAUUUAUUGACCAUAAUUGAAAGUAAACUGAAAUAUAUUGCAGUGAAUCAACUUAUUACCAAAUGACAACUGAUUACAAGAUAAUGCAAAUCACGAAUCAAUAAUGGAGAACAUUCCGAUCAUAAUUGCAGUAUAACAAAUGUUUCUAGCUGAUCUUUAAAGACAUAGGGAAUCAAUAAUAGUGAGAGAAUAUGUUACUUUACUUCUCAUUGUUCUAAAGCAAUAUCAAUAAUAUAAAUGAACACAGUUAUAAAAUCCUUGAGGCCAUAAAAUUGCUGGAGAUAACAGGCUAUAGAAAAACUAAAUGGGUCCUUUGAAAAACUGGGCGCUUCCACUUGGAGCUACCUACUUGACUUGUUUGGGUACCUUUGAUUUAGUUGGUUGAAAAGUGACUUUAGGGAAUAAAGGCUAUUAGUUCAAACUUUCAGUACUUCAGAAUUAGGGGUAGAAACAGUCUAUACUUGCACUCUUAAUAGCCAAGGGUGACUUAAACUUAAUUCUACCAAAAACAGGUAUGGUAGCUCUACUAAAGCUAAAAACUAGAACUACUGAAAGAAGGCUGGUAACAACAUCUAUGUAUAUGUAUACGUGUUAAAGCUUAUGACAUAAUUGCUAACUAAAGUAAACAAAAUUGACAAAUUUGUGAAGAGAAUUAAGAAUAAUCAUGAAAUGUGGAAGCCUCGAUUUAAUGUUUAUUACAAUAUGUUACAAAGUUAUUUAUUUGUUUGGUUAUUUAUUUAUAUUUUCACAACAUGCACUUCCAAAUAUACUUGUUUGGAGGCUUAUAAUGGCCUAUUCAUUUUGGGUUUUAGGUCAAUGAUCUUCUUAAAGAGGAAUCAUCAAUUGUGAAAGAUGCGUUUCAGAAACUUGAAGGGUUUGUUAACUCUUUGGAGCAGAGUUCAAAAAGCAUGAGUUUAGAACUGGAGCAAUGCAGACAGGAGAACCUGAAAAAUAAUACAGAAGAGGUAAUGUGGAAGAAGGCAUUAAAAUUUACCAGUUUUUGAAAUAAGAUGUUGAUGUGCAAUGUUAGUGGUGUUGAUAAUUUCACCUCAGUUGGGUAUAGUGUAAACAGGUAAUGGUGUUCCUGAAGUAAGACUAUUUUGUGCCCUUGAACCUUGAAAAAUUUGUUAUAAAAUUUUGUUUUUCAUACCAAUCCCAAAUAGUAAAGAGGAUACUGUAAAGCUAUUUAUUGCUAAGUCUGUAAAUCAAUAAUUGUCAGGAUAAUUACUUUUCAUAUUCAACCAUAUACUCUGUUAAGGGAGGUUUUCAAGCAAGAUCAGUUUAAAUGUUGGAAAUCUUUGUUGAAAACUAACUUUUGCCAGAUUGGAAUGUGUGUUAAAUUCCUAGUGUAAUCUAUAAUUUCAUCCUAAAUUUCUGCUUUAUUUAAAACAAGGUUUACAAAUGUUGUACAUGAAUUGCAUGUUCAGUAAUAGAUCACAGGUGAAGGCAAAAUGCGGGGAGAACAAAAAAGGAGCACACAAGGGCUAACCUAGUAUAUACGACACUGAAUGAUGUUCUUACUAUAUUAUCAUAGGUCUUGGUAUAUUAUCAUAGGUCUCGGUCUUGAAAUGCUGCCCUCGGCCUAUGGCCUUGGGCAGUAUUUUCAAGACCUCAGUCACAGUUUUUCACCAUACGGACCUCCCAGCCGGCAAAUAACAUAUAUAUAUAUCAUAUUGUACAGUACCAUGUUAUAUACAUGUAUGGUAUUGUAUGAUCACUAACAGCAGUGAUUUUGGUUUUUUAUUCUGUUCUGUUUUGUCAAACAAGAUAAAUGAGAAACAGCUUAAUGAGGAAUUUUUGCUAAAGAUUGCAAGUGCCAAGAGUCAUUGGGAAGAAUUAGAAAAGUAUGUUUUUCUUCUGCUUUAUGCAACAUUGAUGACCUGAUUACACUUGAAACACCCAUAUAUGCAAAUUUUAUUUAGAGGAGAGGAUCUACUCUAUCUAUAAGAUUGAUUGUGAUGACUGAAAACUUUGAGCUGAAAGAUUACCUUACUACUCUUCACUUCUACCUUUCUCCAUUGAAUUUCCUGGAAAGAAUUACUGAUCUCUGAUACAAUUUCUUAAACAUUUCUGUGCCAAAACAAGGGCUGUGGAAAGCUAUGCGUGCCAGCAAGUUAAGUUGUAGGAAAGGGAAAAGCAAAGAUCCUGCCUUUGUCAAGAAAAUCUUUUCACUUGCAGCCAAAUUUCAUCUCUGAAGGAAAGAAAUAUUAUGCUGAAGAAGGAAAAGGAAGAAAAAGAGAGGCAGCUGCAAUUAAUGAAAAUGUGCCAAGAGACUAUUACAAAACAGGUGUGAGAAUUCAAGAAUUGUGCUCUAAAAUAGAUUCAGUAACCAAUAUUAUAGUAAUAUGGCAAGUUAUUCCUGAGGUCAAUCUAAGUUUUCUGAUGCCCUCAGUUGUUUUUGUACAGACCUCUCAGCAAGGUCCAUUAACUAAAACGAUCACAGGCUAAUGUUCCUUAGUGCAGUCCUCAUGCUCAGUUAGUAUGGAGUUCUUAUAUUCUAUGAGAAUUGCUAUCAAUAUGAAAAAUAUUUUUCAAGCAAGCUUUCAGGACCAUAUCCGCUUUAUAAAUAUUUUAACCAAGAUAUUGACUAAACUAUACAUUGUUGUCUUGCCCUCCCUUUCUUCUGGGCCAUACCCCACAGCACAAAUGCUAAAAUUUGUGAGCCUUUCCCCCUCUAAAAUGACCCACCCCUCCUUUGAUAGUUUGGAAAUAUAUUUUGUGCACCAGCUAUGUCAUGUUCGUAAUACAUGUAAAAAAUAACAUGCUUUUGACUGGCUGAAAACAAGUGCAUUUUCCAUGUAACACAGAUGCAAAGUUGUAACACAAGUGCAAAUUACAAAUAGUGCUUGUGCUGUCAAAAUUUUGUCUGUCUUGACUUUCUGUGAUGCUUUUUUCAUGUAAAUUGUUCAUAAGCAAUACCAUGAUUUCUCUUGUAAAAAUUGCAGUUGCCCUAUUGGCUCAUGCAGUUUUGUUGUCUUUGAAAAAUGUACUUGUGCAUACACCAAAUGGCACAUGAUAUCAUUUUAUUACCUAAUUACCCAAAUAGUACAUAAAAAAUACACAUAACCUAAAUUGUUAAUGGUACUCCUUUCAUACUAGUCAGUCCUUCUUUGUAAAAAAAUUAUCCCCUUAUUAUACAUGGUGGGAACAGAUCACUCUUUAGGGUCUCCUAAUAGAGAGAGACAGUGUUGGUUAAGAUAUGCUUAAAAGUUUAUGAUGACUAAAUAUUUCUACUUCUUUCCUUUUUUCAUUUUGUAGCAAGCAUCUAAGUUUAAAGAGCUAAAAGAAGAAAAUGAAAAACUUCAAUGCAGUGUCUGUGUGGUCAGGUAUUCCUUGUAUUUUUUCUCUUUUUCUGUGUUUUUCUGUAUGAAUUUUCUGAAAAUGUGUAAAGCAUAGUUCAUUAAAUACAAACUUCUUGCUUGUUUAGAAAAUAAUGGGUGAUUUAUCAAACUAAUAAUAGGAAAAAUUUUGUUCAUGUCUAAGGCAGUUAGGUCUUUUUAAAAAAUUAAAUCAUAUAUGAUUUUCUUAUAUUCACAGUCAGAAUUGAUUGAGUUAUUAUGAAUGACAAAUGACUCUUAGAAAAAAAUGCAAAUAGUCCAAAACCUAUUGUUAAAACAUUCUUAAUCCUAUUGUUCAGAAAUUGCACAAUGGAUGGCUCUGCCCUGUUUCAGCAGGGUUAUAUUGUGUAUGUAACUGUAUUAGUUAUUAUAAUGGAUUGAAAUUGCUAACUUUUGCUUUGAAAUAGGAAAGCAAAUGAUGAACUUCAAAAGCAACUGGAAUAUUGGAAAAAUGAUUUUGAUGUGUUGAAGGUAUCUUUUCGUUAGUUUGAAUUGAUAUAUACAGAGUGGGAUGAAUUAAGCUGAGUGUUUGAAAAUAAAUUGAAAUAAAACAAGCGAUGAAAGCCUUGAUGUACAAGUAACAAAAGCUGUUCUAAAGUUGCUGUAUGCCUUCCAAUUAAGGUGACCCCCUGGAAAAAAUUUCAGGAACACUAUUUAGUUAAAGGGUUUUCUUUUAGUUUAGCUAAUAAUAAUAUUGACCAUAAUUGUUUAUCACCUUCUUGUAAACUUGACAAAACUGAUUUUCCUUCCUUCAGAAUUCACCCAAAGAGUCAGUUUCAACAAGUGAAAGGUGGGAUAUACACCUCAUUGUUAACUAAUUAAUUUUUUUUUGAAAGAACUUGUAAAUUUGCCAUAUCAGCAUGUAAGAAUAAUAAACCAGUUUCCAUUUCCAGUCGUCUUUUGGUGUUUCUAUCACUUGAAUCUGAGCUUAUGGGAUUCCUAGGUCCGAAAAGCAAUGGUGCCUUAAUAUGCCAUUUCUGUACAAAAUGUAUGGUAAGGUUCAGCACAAGGAGACUGACUUUUUUGGUGUUUCCUUUUAGCUUUACAUAAGUGUCUUUAAAUGUUGUGCUGGAAGAUCUCAGUCUACAUAAUUUAAAAAUUCCAACAUAUUGAAUUAUUUCUCUCCCGUUUGCAGUGACAAAAAUUGUUGUAUUCCCUUCUUGGAAGAGGAGGUGGACAAAAUCAAAGAAAACAUAACAAGGUGAUUUUUCUCCUUAUCUUUAACCAACUUGUCUGACUUUUGAUAGCUUAUUGUGGCUAUGAUCAAUCAAACAACAGUUUAGAGAAUGUCUGUUAAGGAACAUCAUUAGCAUGGAUGAACAAAAGAUGUCCCUGAAAAUAAUGGUCAGCACACAAUUGAGACUAUUCCCAUCUAAACAUUUGCUUCAUAUACUCCUUGACAAUUGAGAGAUUGACUCAUCAGCAAUAAUUGUAAAUUAGCCAAUUGGAUCACCAACUGAAUGGCUUGAAUUACAGUUUGAUUUCAACUCAUCUGUAAGGGUAAUUUUUCCUUGAAUCUCAUCCCUUGGUCAGCAUAUGAUUAAUUCUAUUUAGUUGGUAUCACAUUCCUAAAAUGGAAUGAAGAACCUACUAAAAUGUGUCUAGCUCCCAACACAGGGCUUCGUAGUUCAGUUGGUAAUGAUACCCAACUUUAUGUGGGAGGCACAGCUUUGAAUCCUAAGGAAGCCUAAAUUUUUUUCCGACUUGUUUUUUACUAAAAAUUGCAGUUUAUCUGUGAGGAUUAUUUCUUCACUUCAUUGAGGUUUUGAUUAAGCCAUAUUAUGUUUGGUCAGUUAGUGGGAUUACUUUUCUCUCUAUACAUUUUGCAGGAGAAAAAAAACAUGAUUCUACUUAACACUAAAUAUACACUAGGUAACUUGACAUAGUUGCUUGUUUAUACUACCCCUCAUUUCAUUGGUUCAUGAUUCAAUCAUGGUACAAUUACCUGGCAGAAUCAUCUGUAUAAUCACUUGGGUUGCACUUGAACUGUGCUUAUUGGCAUUAUGUCUUUGUUACUUACUUAAGAUUCACUCUUCUCCCAAAGGCUAGAAUCUGAAAAAACUGAGCUGAUAAAGGAGAUUCACAAGUUGCAAGAAGAGCAACAAGCAUGGUCAAUUCAAAGGAGUGAACUUAGAAUGACACUGGCCGAACUUAGUGCAGAAAAUAGCCAACUCAGAGAUCAAUUGAAAAAAAGGGUACUGUUAAUGUCUAAUUUUUUAGAUUCAUAACUCUGUCAGCUUCUCAUCCAGUGAGAUUCUCAAGUCUACUAAAGUGAUCCUGUGAAAUAUAUAUUCUUGUAGCCUGCUGUGAAUGGGAUAUUCAAUGUCAGAAGAGAUCUUGAACUUGAAAAGGAGGAGGCAGUAAACAAGGCCAAAGAGGAAAUGAAAGUAGGCACAUCUCCUUGACAAAUCUAUUACCAAUCAGAAGUAAUGCUUCACAACACACAUAUACUGAUCACUUGUAAUAUUCAUUUUUAAUGGUUGUGUAGUAUGCAAUUUUGACAAAGUAACGUGCUUGAAAUUGUGUUUUAUUACAUUAUUAUAUCAAACAGUGAACAGUCUUUAAUAUCUGUUUACUUUGUCAUCCAAUCAGAAAACUUAAUUGUGAUGAGCCCAUUUUAUGUUAUGAUAUACAAUUCCAAAAGGUGUCUUUUGAUGAAGUUUGUCUUGAAUUGAAGACUGUGAAGUCAGAACUCAGUAAAGUGCGGGAAAUGCUUGAAAUUAAGGUAAUUUUUUUUACAUGUACUUACAGAGUUUUUUUGCAUUCCUUUUUCCUCGUUGUAAAAGUUUGCUACCACAAAGAGCAACCCGGUUAUUCAUUUUAUUGCUUUAAAUGUGGUAUCCAUACUACUCUGUAUGAGACAGAAUUUGAUCUCUCCAGAUAUUUUAAUAGAGACCUGGUGUAAAACUUAGUGCCGUGACUUUUUGUCUCACCUAGGAUAAGCAGUUUGGGGAACAGUCACAGGAGUUGGAAUAUGAACAUCAACAGGUACUUUAGUGAAGUCACACGAUCGUAGCUCUAUCUAACAGAUAUGUAAACCAAGAAGACGCUCUCGCGAGUGUGAAACGAAAACAGUGGAAGGGGGUAGGGGAGUAGAUUUGAGGUUAUCCUAAGAAGGGCAGGUGACAGAGCCUCCAAAAAAUUUAGUAAGAGGAGUCAGUUGAAAUGAAAGUAAAGAUACAGUUUUAAUCCUAUAAAAUUACAUACAAAGCGUAACCAAAUAGCGGUCGCCUCCAAUAGGGUGACGUUGGAGAUACCCGUUUGGACAGUCUGACCGGUGUUUCCUUGUGGAGCCUUUGUUUAUUCGUUGGUUUAUUUCCCUGUAUUGUAUGAAUCAAUUUGACGUAAUUAACGAUUUUAUGGGUUUUCAAAGAUACUUAAAAUCAUAGGAUGUAAAUGGGUUUGACAGUUAAGUCAACUAGGUAACUGCUUGUAGACGGUUGCAUAGUGUCGGAUUUAUUCAGUACCAAGAGAUGAUCAAGCCCGGUUCUCUCAUUAACACUACAUCACUAGAUCUUUUGUUUCUUUUAAUGCAAAAUAGCACUGUUUCUCUAUCAAUCAUCUAUUCUAAUCUUUUAUAGGAGGAAAACUUUUAUCAAAUUUUUAUUAGGCUAAUAAGCCAAGAAAUUUUCGUCGGUAGGAUCGGAUUUGUUACCCCAAAUUACUUCUUUUGUGAUAAGUAUUCAAUUUGUGCCAUUUUUUUCUUUUGUUCUUUUACUUGUUGUUGAAAGGUUUUGACCCAAGAGAAUAACGGUAUGAAUGACGCGCUGAUAAAGAAAGUAACCGACUUUAUUACUAAAGGUGAAAUACUAUAAACAUAAAUUAAAUUGAAGACGUAAACACUAAUUUGAUAUAUAACUUUCACUUUCGGUUUGAUUUGCUUAAACUGUUAUCAAGAAGUCUGAGCUGUAAAACACACUGGAAAGAAUUUGUUCAAAUAGUUGGGCUGGCUUUUAAACUAAUACUUUGUAACCAAUAAACGCUUUCCUUGCUACCAUCGAUGACAAUUAAACGCAAACUAUCAACAGACGCAAAGCUUCAACUGAUGCAACUAAGACUGUGGUGAAUUUUAAAGUCGUAGUAUAUCAUUCAAAAGCCUAACUUCAAGCAAUAUUUGAAUUUUGAGUUAAAUCUUCUCAUUUUAAAAUGGGCAAUUCGAUUAAGGCCUCGAGCUACUGUGUUUCUCUUUUAUUCCAAGCUUUCACCGAUCGACGGCAUCGUCAGGGAAUGUAACGAAAAUAUCCACUAUGCGUGGCAUAAAAGCGAUGUAGGGGAUAUGACUGGUUACUAUACAUCAAUGUAUAUUCUGGUCAUUCGUAUCACCUACAUCGCUUUUAUGUCGCGCAUACUGGAAUAUUUUCGUUACAUUCCCUGACAAUGCCGUAGAUCGGCGGAACCUUAAAAUAAAAAAGAGCUACAGCAGCUUAAUGCUUCAAUCUAAUCGUUCAUUUGAUUAACGUGCUACAUAAGGAAAACUUUAAACGUUUUCUAGUUUAUGUUAUGCGACGGUCUUAAAUUAAGGCGACGACAAAAGGGUUUACAGUCGAACCUGUAUUAACAGAUCACUGACGGGGAAUGGCGGGAUUUUAUUAGUGGUAUUAUAAUAAACGAUAGGGGUAUUAUAAUAAACGAUAAACAACGCCACUUUAUGCCAUAAUUUACCACUUAAUCCGACUUACUUUGAUUUUGGAAAAGAAACAUUGAUUAAAAAUUACUUGAAAGAUAAUUAGUAGUUUUAUUUGAGUGGUCUUGCUUUCAGCGACCGUUCAAUACAGGUGGAGGACAAUAAAAACAGGCCGUUGGGACUUAGUAAUGAGUGAAAAUUACAAUGAUAAGGGGAAAGAAAUUCAGAACUUUGACAACUGACUGCUUACUUCAGGGUGACUGCUUAAUACGGUGCCGUUUAAUACAGGUUCGAAUGCCAAAUAUUGCUUAAACUAUUGAACGAGAGCAGUUUAAAUUGGAUGCAACCCAGGGCACGUUCUUUGAGCAUUACACAUUACAUUAACCUGUAAGUUUCUGUUUUUGUUUGUAUUGUCAAGAUACCCGGUCUUUACCACUGGCCAAUACAGUAAACAGCGGACUGGUCAAUUCCGUUUCCUUUUUGACCAAGCUGAUACACGCACGAGUUAAGCAGGAGUCUGGCAAAUUGGGAACGGAAAAUAUUGCUGCCCAUGCUAUCAAAACAAUUAUUAGACACACCCUUUUUGUUUCCUGGUGACCAAUUAAAGUAUUCUUGCUUCAAUUUCAGUCACAGAAAUGGGCUGAAAAGCUGACGCAAUUACGAAAAGACUAUGCCGACCUUGCAGCUAUCACAUCAAGCAGGUCAGAAUUAACCCAAAUUAGUUUUUGCAUAGGUAACGCGGAAACAAUUUUAAAAUACCACAUCAUCGACUUCACAAUGUAAUAACCUGAUAUCCUCUCACUGUCUUUCAGGAGCCAAAUGAUUUGUACUUUAAGAGACGAGUUAGCUCAAAGAUGCUUGGAGAUCAUAGAGCUAGAGUCUGCACUUUCAUCCUCAACUCAGCAGGUGAUACUGAACUCUAAAACAGAACUGGAGAACUUAUUUGCUUUUCGAGUAAGAUAUAGUAUUCACGUUCAUUUGUGGCGGCGGUGCUUGUACGUUACCGCGGGCACCAUUUCAGUGAUUUCCUUAAGUGUGGAUGUAUAAGCAGCGUGUAAGUUUCUCCCUCGCCCUCUUUUGCUAAAACUCUAUGUCGUAGUAUUUUCAGAUGAGGCGGAUUAUUGAAUGCAAGAUUGUAUAUUUGAUCAAGUUUGAGAAGACUGUUCAGUUCAAGUUAAUAAUUUGAUUUAUUUUAAUUUAGAGAAGUAACUCGGUGGAGACGUCAGCGGGGCUUGCCAAAAGCCACCAGUUAACCAGAAGAAGAUCUGAUGGUGACAUUAAAAAGUAAGUGCAGUCACGGUGUAGUCACUUACGAUGGAGAUUGGAACGUUUAGACAUUUUUGUCAGUCUUGUGGUCAGAAGUACAGUUUACAAAAUUUGCUAUUAGGUCAGGGUUUUGCCUGUUUUUAAUGUCAUAAUGACAAGUGCCGGUGUACAUAUAUAUUCUUGACUACAUGGCCUUUUUGGAAGCGUUCCGUAUCCGCGUUAGGCACUUAUUGCUUACUAUUUAUGACUGCAUGGUUGACUGCAGGCUGGACAGUAGCGUGUUUUCUUACGUCAUAGAAGUUGUGGUCCAUGCUGCCUCUCAGCAGAAAAUUGUCUCGCGGAUUGUAUGGGCGUUAAAAUGUUUGCAGCCAAAGACUACUAUCUAAGCAAACGAGUAGAGGAUCUUACAGCUGAUAGAGAUUCAGCGCUGCAGAAUUCUCAGGACCUGCUUCAUGGCAUGCAGGUAGCAUACGUUCAAUUGUUUAUUAGUAGGGUUCAGGGAGCUACUUCACGCUUUGUGUAUCCAAUGGAAUGUGUCUUAAUCGUCACCAUCGUUGAGUGUCCUCGUUCAUUUGUGAUGUUUUGUUAUCUUUAUAGAGUUCAUCUUACUAUUUCCAGUAUUUUAAGGUAGUUUCCAAAUGACGCACGAUAUCCUAACUUAACACCUUUGAAUAUUAACUGACCUGAAAAAAAAGCUUGUUGAUUAUUUUUAGCAACUGAGAGAAGCGUAUGAAGAGGAGAUAGGAAGACAUCUGCAGCAAGAGAGCACCAAGUCUGAAAAGGAAAAACUUUUUCAGGUUUCUGUAAUUUUUAUUUGAUUUUAAUUUUCAGCUCCCCUCGAUUCUACGAUUAACACCUUUCAAUCAAAUUACGCUGUGGUAUGUUCAUUCGUUCUUAUCCGCCCUUUUUCAUUAAGAAAAGUUGUCUUUGCAAAAUUCGUUCUGUAAUCGUUUGAUAUCCGUAUACUUGCUCGCAAGAUUCCUUCAAUACGUUAGUGUUUCAUAGAUUCCGUCUAGACACGCAAACCACGAUAGAUUUCGCAAACACAACGGCGACAACUUGUUGAUAAAUUUAUAACCAUUGCUCAUCCUGAUGCCUCACUCAGGUGCAUAAUGAAGAUGACGAUCAGUUAUUUGGUAAGUUAAAUGCUUGCAAAGUUGAAGAUGCUUACAAAACUAAAGUAUUGUAACCUUUAUGGGCUUACUGGGGCGUUUUUGUCUUUGUGUAUGUGUCUUUUAAGGGAGCCUUUCUCUGAACUAAACAAACGAAUAAUCCCUAUUUUCAUGGAUGAACUUAGCCUUUCUGGUCUUUUCUCUUCCCGUUGUUUAGGUGCAAACUCCAAACUUGAUACGGAGGUCAAGCAGUUAACAGCUCAGAAGGUUGCAUUGGAAGUCAAAAGGUUUUUUUUUUUCCCUUUCCAUUGAAUUUUUGUGUUUAUCUGUUCUUUGACCUUACACGUUGAUUUCAAAUGUCAAAAAUUGUUCCCACCGCAAGUCAUGACGUUACUAAAUGUCUUUGCAGCAAACAUUUGGAAUGUGAACGCGACGAACUGCGAAACCAGGUGGAAGAACUCUGUAGAAUGAAAACAUCAGUUGAGGAGUACGUCAGUGUUUACAACUACCUUGUGGAAAUUGAGACCGGCCACUUCCUGUAACGAAAGACUGACUUUCCAUAUAACGAAUUGCUGUAGAUCAUGUAUUUUUAUAAUAUGAAUUCCAACUUAAGAGUGGGAAGCACAGAUUCAGGACCACACAAUGUCCAGUUCUUGUACAAAGAAAGAUUGGUGUUUUGCCCUGAUUUACACGAGCAUGUAGCCAUCUGCUACCUGUAAUUGUUGGUCUGUACUAUCCAAGAAUUCGAGUCAAUUCCUCGCAAUUGUGAGGUCGUGUUUUUGCCUUAAUGAUCAUUGGGACACAAAGUCGGUAUCAAACCAUUUCUCCCUGUUCAUCCAUCUUGAUCAGUACUGAAGAGUAACAAUAAUUAACCAUGCACUUCACGCUUAGUAAGCAUCGUUGUACCGUAAGAAGAACAAACCUACGGCGCAAAGUUCAGUAGGUAAUUUGUAAAACUUCUGUUUCUGUUUUUAGAAAAGCCGUACAAGUUGAAUUGAUUUUGAGUCUUAGGAAGCGCGAGAACAAAACGACGUCAGGGCGAAAAAGGUAAGUUUUCUGAAAAAAAGAUAACUAAUUUAACAUAAGAACAUGUUACAGUCAGUCCCAAAUCUCCAACCCCUUUGUCAAAUUUCAUCCUACUCGGCUUCGAUUCUUGGUUAAUUCGGAUGGUAGAGAGUUCCAGCCCUAGAUCAGAUUAAUACACGAGGUCUUUAAAUAACUGAAAAGAAUGAGUCUUCUUUGCAUGAAAUCUAAGAAUGGGUUGACGGGUGAAAGAAGAUGGGUUGGGUUCCCCUCUCGCCUUAGGACUCAUAAUCCUUGGGCUUUCUCUCAGGCCUAACCUCGUUCCCAGGGGAAGGUUAGCAUUAGGGUUAGGGUUAGGGCUAGGGAUAGGGCGGGGGAACGGUUAAAGAACCUCAUGACGAGUAGAGCACGAAGCAUUUUCAGUCUAACCUUUGUUUGUUUGUUGUGCUGUCGUGAUUGAUGGGGGCUAGUUGAAACACAAUGAUACUUAAGCAUUCACCUUUUAGCUGAAUAUUCUGAACAAUCAGGUUUAUGCUCAUCGGCUCGUUCGUAAUUGGGAAGAGUGAAACAAAUGAUUUAGCAUGGUUAUCGAAAACUGGAUCGUUACCAUUCGACAAUUUUGAAUUUUUUAUUCGUAUAGGUAAUCACAUGAUUUCGAGUGCAAUUUGGAAUAAAUAAGCACGAGUAAAUUUUUUUAAAGACUAACAAAAUUGCACCAGCCCGUAGGGCGAGUGCAAUUUGUGGUCUUUGAAAAAAUUAACAAGUGCUUGUUUAUUCCAAAUUGCACGAGAAAAAUCAUGUGAUUACGUGUUAAUAAUAUACAUAGAUAAAUACGAAAUGGCUUAUCAUAAUUAAACAUAAGCAAAGCGCGCGCAUCAAGUGCAAAAAAUAAUUUAUUCAAACCGUGCGUUCAACAAAACAACCGCGUAGGAUCAAAACAAUAAUAGGCAAUGAUAUCUUCAGAUCUUUAAGGUGUAAGAAAGUUUAAAGUUCGACUAAACAGUUCAAGGAAUAGUUCAGUCUGUGUCCGAAGCACUUUCGAUGAAAUGGAAUCGUCGUUCCCGAGGUUUAACUAUGACUUUUUAAUUUCGGCGUUGGAUCGCUUGAGCAAAGUGUUAAGCUGGGUCGGCUCGUAAUUUUCGAUUUCCCUGGCAAUUCCCUUCUCUAAACACCACUUUUUCCAAACUGACAACCAAAAAGCAUUGCUUUUUAUAGUGUUUUCGUUGUUUAAGCUGUUUUUCAGCUGCGGUGGCGAAAAAAAACCUACUUAAAACGCCGGCCAUUGUUUCGCUCGCAAAUUUUCAAAUUUUGUUGCGACAUCCAAGGCUCGCAUUUGAUUGGCUAUUUGUGAGUUUCUUUGAUUAUUGACCAAUCAGAAUGUCUGAUUUGUUUCUUUCUUUGCACUGAAUUAACCCUCUUCUGCACUGAAUUACCUGAAAACUGCAUUUAUCUUAACCAAUCAGAACUGAGUAAUUUUUUCAUGUAUAUUAUUAUGUAUGGAAUAUUGGGCGUUGUAUCGUGACGAAACAGUUAUUCAAUUGUACGGCAUUAUUCCGUUUUCCUUAUGUCCUAAAAUGAAAUAAGCAAAUUUACGGUUUAAUAGUUUGUGGUCGUUUUUGAUUAUUUUUUUUAUUCGCGCUUGUUUGAUUUGAGAUGAUUUCAGUAAGACUCAAUGAACUCAUGUUUGUGGAAUAAUCGCCUAAUAAUAACAACGCUUUCAGGAGCAAGAGUGUUGGUUUCAUGUCACGUGGUUCCAUGCAAGAGAAGACCAAUUGAUAGGUUGGUGUUUGCCGUAAUUUAAACCACACCUUUAUUAUAGUCAUGUGUACUGCUUCCCUGAAUCAAUCGUUCAAAGAAAAAAUGUUGUUGUAAAUCCGUCAACAGUCGGUCAUCUAAAUUUUGUGGUUUUGAAAUAACCAACAAGGUAAAAAAAAUAAUCUGAUCAAGUUUUUAUUUUCAUUAGAGGUAUAUAGCCUAUCUCUAUUUCUGCUUUUUUAUCUGUAUGGCUGGAAAACGAACAGGCUAAAAUCAGCUUCUCUUCUCACAAAGUAUGUCUUUUCUUUCAGCCUCUUUCAAGAUGAAAUUGCGCCAAACGUCAUAUCACUUUUCACGUUAAUUAUCCAUGUCGUUUUGCCGAGCUGGACUUUAGGGAAACAAGGUGUGUAAAUCCCAGCCCAGUUACGCUUGCCAUAUUGGAUAGGAUGACGUCUGUUACACUCUCUCAUGGAUUGUUUAUUUAAUAAUUGUUUUUCAUGCAAAACUGUAA